Tarenaya hassleriana is the source of this 1655-nucleotide messenger RNA. Its product is annotated as serine carboxypeptidase-like 2. Gene Ontology annotation, molecular function: acyltransferase activity, transferring groups other than amino-acyl groups; serine-type carboxypeptidase activity. The record is from RefSeq and is a predicted model, not a curated record. Bases 32 to 1360 code for a protein of 442 amino acids. Gene Ontology annotation, biological process: secondary metabolic process; proteolysis. NCBI's taxonomy places the organism in Eukaryota, Viridiplantae, Streptophyta, Magnoliopsida, Brassicales, Cleomaceae. The transcript is spliced from 14 exons.
CCUCCAUUGAUUCUCACUCUCAUCCUCUUCAAUGGCGGUUCAUUGCAUUGCCUUCUUCCUCUUCCUCCUCCUCCUCCUCCUGUUAUCUUCUCCUUUCGCUGUCUAUUCCACUGUCACAAGCUCUCUUCCCGGUUUCCAUGGCUCUCUUCCCUUCGAGCUCGAAACCGGGUAUGUGGGUGUUGGCGAUUCAGAGGAAAUACAGCUUUUCUAUUACUUCAUCAAGUCAGAGAGGAAACCUAGUGAAGAUCCCGUGAUGGUUUGGUUAACCGGUGGACCCGGUUGCAGCGGAAUAUCCGGUUUAGCUUUCGAGAUCGGUCCAGUGAAAUUCGAACUGAAGGAGUACAAUGGAACCACUCCUACUCUUUUGCCAACUUCAGAUUCGUGGACUAAGGUCUCGAGCAUAAUAUUCUUGGACCAACCCGCGGGAACCGGAUUUUCGUACUCAAGAACUGAACAAGGCCGUCAAGCUAGUGACUUGAAAUCAGGCCAACUGGUUCAUCAGUUCAUCAGGAAGUGGAUGCUAAUCCAUCCGGAGUUCAUAUCGAAUCCGUUGUAUAUCGGUGGAGACUCGUACUCGGGGAAAGUGGUGCCCCCUGCUGUUUUGUUCAUCUCCGAAGGAAACGACCAAGGGGUCGAGCCUCGAGUGAAUCUCAAGGGUUACGUUUUAGGCAAUCCCCUUACCGACGAAGAGGCGGAUAACGACGCUGGGAUUCCAUACGCUCAUCGAAUGGGGAUUAUUUCCGACGAGAUCUACGAGUCAUUGGUGACUAGCUGCAAAGGGAAGUAUUUUCUUGUGGAACCGAGCAACAUAGAAUGCGCGAGAGCUCUUGAACGUUUCGACGAGUGCACUAAAGACAUAAACGGAGCACUCAUCACUGCAGAUAAAUGCCAUCCCGAUCUUCCUUAUCCAGGACCCGAGUGCCAGACCUAUUUUUACACGCUGUCUUAUUACUGGUCCAACGAUGAAUCCGUCCGGACAACGCUCGGCAUAAGAAAGGGGACGAUUGGGAAAUGGGAUAGAUGCAAUCGUGAAGAAAUACCAUACGAGGAAGAUAUCGAUAGCGCACUCCCUUACCACGUUAACCUCAGCAAUAGAGGCUAUCGUUCUCUCGUUUACAGCGGCGAUCACGAUAUAAUUGUGUCGUACGUUGCGACACAAGCAUGGAUAAAAGCAUUGGGUUAUCCAGUUGUUGAUGAGUGGAGGCCGUGGAUGGAUAAUCGACAAAUUCAAGGGUACGCGAGGACCUACGCUAAUAAUAUGACAUAUGCGACUAUCAAAGGAGGAGGACACACAGCAGAGUACAAACGUAAACCGUAUUACGUCAUGUUCAAACGGUGGAUUGAUGGUGAACAUUUAUAAGCAUGCUGCAUGACGAUCAAAUCAUACGGACCAAAUCUUAUGCUAUUAGUUUGAUUUAUGAUAUUAAUUGAAAUAAUAAAAAUAAUAAUUAUUGUCACGGUUGUAUCCGUCAUUGGUUUAUACAAAACCCAAUCCCACAUCACAGUAAAAUGUUUCGGUUUCUUAACGAUGACAGAGAUUCCCGAUGUAAUUGAACUCCGAAACGCAGAUCAAAGGAAGAAUAAUGGCAGAACUCAAUCGUUGGUCUUUGCAAUGUAUCACCACAUGUUCCUCUUAAAAACACUUGAUGAAUUCA